Clarias gariepinus (North African catfish) is the source of this 2157-nucleotide messenger RNA. RefSeq names its product tumor necrosis factor ligand superfamily member 6-like. Lineage: Eukaryota; Metazoa; Chordata; Actinopteri; Siluriformes; Clariidae. The record is from RefSeq and is a predicted model, not a curated record. Gene Ontology annotation, biological process: immune response. The coding region runs from base 331 to 1038 and encodes 235 amino acids. The transcript is spliced from 6 exons. Gene Ontology annotation, molecular function: tumor necrosis factor receptor binding. Gene Ontology annotation, cellular component: membrane.
CUAUUUCCUCACCUCAUUCACGCUCCAUCCUGAGGACACACACUUGCUCAGUCUCUGCUCUCACUCUGCUGGCUGAACAGCACCGCUGCGUCUCUCUCUCUCUCUCUCUCUCUCUCUGACUCUCUGACUCUCUCUCUGACUCUCUGACUCUAAUCCUGUGAUUGAGUCACAGCCCCAACAGGUAGAAGGAGAACGAUCAUCACUUCUACAGCUGAGCAGAAGUCUGUAAACUUCUUGACAGAUAACCCUUAAGACUAUCUCCAGCUCUCAAUUUGAGGACGGGACCACUUCUCCCUCAGUAGUGCACACUCGUUAGGGUCCCUCGGCAGGAUGGGGGAGGUGUUUGUGGUGGACAGUCAGGCGACCGCGGAUAUUGUGCCCCCUAAACACUGGAUUAAGGGCACUUGUGUUGUGUACGUGCUGCUGGGCCUGGCGCUGUUCGGUGUGAUGGUGGAAGGGGUCCUCAUUUACCAGCUGUACCAGCGCAUUCCCAAACAGACGUCUCCAGAGAUGAGUCAGAUGUCCAAGCUGACUGGAGGAAACAAAACCCAGGAUGAUGGCUAUUCUACAGAAACCUCAGCACCCCAGCAGGUCCUGAAGACUGAGAGCAAGCCAGCUGCAUUCCUGCAUCAUCAAAAUCAUUCUGUGAGUUCCGAUAUGACGGUGUUGCAGUGGGACGCCAGAGGCUUCCCUGCAUUUCAGCACAGCUUUAAUUACAGCAAUGGCAGCCUGAUCAUCCAUAAGGAAGGCUUCUACUACCUGUUCUCCAAGGUGACCUUCAGAAGCAGCUGCCACAUGUUCAGACAUGAGGUCAAGCUGAACUCCUCACGUUACAACCACCAUCCCAUCAGCCUCAUGAUUGACAACAGGUACGGCGUAGAACAGAGGCCUCACGCUGAUAAGAAGAACCAGUUUAGCAGCUACCUGGGUGGCGUGAUGCAUCUGUUCAAGACGGACAUGGUGUUUGUUUCAAUCAGCGAUCACAGCUGCUUGAUAGAAGAAACACAAGAAACUUUCUUCGGUGGUUUCAUGAUCUAGAACUAUAAACACACCAGCAGACACUUCAUGCACACAUUUAUGAAGUGCGCACACAGUUCUUGCUGGGUUGUUUGUUAGUUUUUUCCUAAAUUAACUUAGAAUAUAUAAAUUACAAUGUGUGUUCAAAUUAAAGCAAGACUUUUGAUUGUGCAGUAUAACAGAAAAGUUAUUUCUCUAUAUAAUCCCCUGCUACACUAAUGCACUUAUCCCAGUGCUUCACUAGUGCUUGGACACCAUCAAGGUGGGAAGUUUUUUUAGUCCAGCGAAGCCAUCAUCAGACUGCCUAUUUCACAUCUGAAUCACCGGCCUCCCGGGAAUUCCCUGUGGAAAUGACUAUAACUGUAAUGUGCAAGUGAAUGAUCGUGUGUCCAGUUCCCACAGAGAGAGGCAUCUCUUCCGCAAGUCAACAAGAAGUUAUUCAUGGAUUUUCAUGGGUCAGACAGUCUACACACUGAAUGUUCAUGGAAAUGACUGCUGUGGGUUCCGAGCCACCUCGGCCGGGAUCAUUGUUCACGGACAUUCAGGAAAUGUUCUAUAAAUGUCAAUGGUAUUUACGUCUUCAUUCACUAGAAAUUUCAUCAAAAGUCCUGGUUUGACUUGAACGCCCCUUGUAUUUUAAUAGUUGAUGGCCUGACAGUAUUUAUUUUAAACACAACCGGAGUGGACGGCUCAUGCCAUCAUGCGUCCUUUAGUGUACCUUAGCUAAGUGGACAUCGAUUAUCGGCUCUGUGAUUUGCUUUGAGAUACAAGCUGCUAAACUUAACCUCAAACUGACGACAGAGCUGGAACAGAUCGGGAAUGCUGGAUCAAAUGUUACUUUAUGAUUGAUACUAAUUAUUUAUUUCUGGACUUUUGUUCCUGCAAAGACCUUUUCCAUUAGUAGAUGAGAGAGUUCUAAAACCCCAAGAAGAGCUGAAUGAUAUCUGCUCCAUGAUGCCCCUAUGUGGUGUUGCGCUCCACUGGUGGAUGGUGGUAGAGGGUUAUUAAUAGGUAUUUAUUUAUAUAAAACGUGUACUGUAUUUAAGGGAGUUUUUUUUUCUUUUAAAAAGUUUUUUUGAUUUAUGACAUUUAUUGUUAACACAUGAAUUGUAACAAUUAAAGUUUUGUAUACAUGUAAAA